AUGGCAGACCAUGACACAUUGAUCAGCAACUUUUGCGAGCUGACGAGUUCGUCCACUGAGCAGGCCGCCGAGUAUCUCAGUGCCAGCAAGUGGGAUAUCGACUCAGCCGUUACUUCAUACUACACGGACAUGGAAGAAAGCGGACAAGCCGCGGCGCCCGCCGCGUCAGCUGCGGCAGCCGAACCCGAGUACACUGGUCCCCGGACACUGGACGGUCGCCCAGCGCCGCAAUAUGCCACGGCAUCUUCCUCAUCGACCGCAAAGAAACCACAAAAGCGAACGGGCCUGGCCACCUUGAGCUCUCUCGGUGGCGGGCAUGACCACGACGACGAGGAAGAGGACGAAGACUACGAUGAUGAAGAGGAUGAGCGACGUGGCCCAAGGGAUCUCUUUGCCGGCGGAGAGAAGUCUGGUCUGGCCGUCCAGGAUCCUAGUCAGCGCCAGUCUGACUCGCGCAAGAUCCUCGGUGACAUCAUGAACAAAGCUCGAUCAAGCGCUCGGGAGAACCGGGAAGCUGAGGAGGCCGCCGGGCCCGCGAGGGCCCGUUUCCGUGGCACAGGCCAAACCUUGGGCGGCGACGGUGUCGAGAGCCGUACGAUCCCCGACCCUCGCGGCAGCGCUAUUCCGACCGCAACCAACGAAGGCCCAGUACAGGAGCGCGUCUUGCACAUCUGGACCGACGGGUUCAGCAUCGACGAUGGGGAGCUGCGACGCUUCGACGACCCCCAAAACCGGGCCGAUCUGCAGAUGAUUCGGGAAGGACGGGCACCGGUUCAUCUAAUGAACAUCCAAAUGGACCAACGGGUCGAUGUUAAGCUUGAGCAACAUAACGAAGAAUACAGGCCUCUGCCGAAGGUGUAUCGACCAUUCGGGGGCGAGGGACGGCGUUUGGGAAGCCCUGUUCCGGGCGAGCCCGAGGCCCCGCAACCUGUGACGUCCGCCCCGGCGGCCACGAGCGCCAACCAGGGCUUGUCCACUGGCGUGGACGAGUCACAGCCCACCCUGAUGCUUCGCAUCCAGCUUCCUGACGGGACUCGGCUCCCCGCGCGCUUCAACACGAUCCAAACGGUUGGUGACGUCUACGACUUUAUUCAGCGCUCCUCGCCUUCCCAUUAG
Molecule: messenger RNA, 1116 nt
Organism: Chaetomium globosum CBS 148.51
Lineage: Eukaryota; Fungi; Ascomycota; Sordariomycetes; Sordariales; Chaetomiaceae
Exons: 3
Coding region: 1-1116 (371 amino acids)
Biological process (GO): proteasome-mediated ubiquitin-dependent protein catabolic process; autophagosome assembly; nuclear membrane reassembly
Cellular component (GO): nucleus; cytosol
Molecular function (GO): ubiquitin binding
Source: RefSeq, a predicted model, not a curated record